Messenger RNA from Rotaria sp. Silwood2, 621 nucleotides. The record is from the annotation of a GenBank genome assembly. NCBI's taxonomy places the organism in Eukaryota, Metazoa, Rotifera, Eurotatoria, Philodinida, Philodinidae.
AUGACUACAGUGAAAAUAACUGAAAGUUUGUUUGGUAUCACAAAAAAUCAAAAUGAAAUAAAAAAAUAUACACUUUCAACAUCAGAUGGUUUUGAAGUUGCUUUAAUUAAUUAUGGUGCAAUUAUUCAAUCCAUUCGACAACCUGAUAAACACAAUCAAAUUACGGAAAUUACACUUGGUUAUGAUAAUCUUCAAGAAUAUGUUGAUGAUAAAUAUUUUUUUGGUUGUACAGUUGGUCGAGUAACAAAUCGUAUAAAAAAUGGUCGUUUUGAAUUAGAUGGAACUACUUAUGAAUUACCAAAAAAUGAUUCAACAAAAAAACAUUAUAUACAUGGUGUUUUUAAUAAACGUGUAUGGGAUAGUUCAACAGAAAAUGGUGAUACUGUUGUUUUUAAAUAUCAAAGUCCAGAUGGUGAAAAUGGAUUUCCUGGUCAGGUUGACGUCACUGUCAAAUAUAUACUAACAAAUGAUUAUCGAUUAACACUUGAUUUUCAUGCAACAACAACAAAACCAACACCCAUAAAUAUGACAAAUCAUAUUUAUUUUAAUCUUGCCGGAGAUGUAAAUAUUAAUAAUCAUUAUAUGUUUAAUACAGGGUGUUCCGAAAGUCCGGACCAAUAA